AUGAAUGCAAGUGGCAGCAUGUCUGCACAACCUCCCCAUAUGUCACCAACGGAAUACACCAUCAACAUUCGAUCAUUCUUUCUGCAGAAAAGAGAUCGUAUUGUUUUUCUAACGCUAGUGAUCAUCACGCUCACAUUGUUGAUGCCCAUGUAUCAUGAUUAUUACAUGUAUUACAAUGAGAAUAAUUUACAUCAUCAUCAUCUGAUGGAACACUCUAAAGCAGUAUUAUCACCACUAACUGCACAUGGAAUGGGUGAUGAUGCAUCAUUGUUCAUUGAAGAAGAGCCUUCUCGACGUGCUGCUCAUCGUCCUCACCUCAACAAUGUCGGACAACAGCCAACUGCCUUCGUGAGCAUGCAUGUGGAAGAGGCUUUAAGAAGAGAAUUAUCUCCACCAGCACAGCUUUGUGCCAUGAACACGUAUGAUAAGAACCAACAACAAGGAACCAUCGAAAGAGAGGAUGAUAGCAGUACUGAACCUACUACUACUCAACCAUCCACUACUACUACUACUACUACUGCCACGAACACCAACAACAACAACACCACCACCACUAUAUUCCUCUCCAUGACACAAAUCAUUCAACGCCUUCUCAUCAAGUACACCAUCAAAUUAUUCCUUUACAUCUUUCUACUAGGAGCCUAUUGGAAAUUCCAUAAUGUCAUGAAUUUCAUCUUUCGAAAUAUUACCACUUCGAAUACGACUCGAUUGCCCAAUCCCUCCAUGUACAUUUCAUUCCUUCGUAAAAUAUCACUCUCUCCUCAUACCAUUCUUCUACUAUCGGAAAUUACGAGAUGUGCAGGCUCCACGCUUUGGGUCAUGUGUGUGCAUUUGGUUUUAGGAAAACAUGCACCUGCCUAUCUUUGGAUCUUGGUCUAUGCAUGUUUAGGAAGUGUUGCCAUGGAAAUGUCACAAACAGGUUCCUCAACUUCAACUCAUACCACAACGUAUAUUGCCAUGUCGUUCAUGGUGAGUGGAGAUUUAUUUAUCAUGAUCUAUUUCUUGGACUAUACACUGGGUUAUUGUUUGUGUGUGGCUGUCUCCAUUCUCAUCAUUCAAGUCAUGACUAUUGAAUUGAUUGAUUUUAUGAGAAAUCAUUCGAUUGCAUUUGUUCAACAACGAGAAGUGGAAAGUCUCAAACACAUGACCAAUCUCUACAAGAAUUUAUAUAUGAGUGCUCCUGAUACUUUUAUUUCAUGUGUGUAUUGUCCACAAACUGAUGAGAAUGAUGAUGAGAAUGAUGAUGAGAAUGAAUGCAUGACCAAUGAAGGACGAUCAAGUUCAACGAUGAAAUCUCAAGAUGAGAUGGGUCGUCAUCAUCUAUACCACAACGAUCCCAAUAGUAGUGGUGUUGGAUCAGAUCAAGAUUGGAAUCAACAACCACCACUGCAGCAGCAGCUUGCCAACAUCCCUUCUCGAGAAAGUCUCCUCCUUAGAAGAGUUUCAUCCUCCUCAGAUCCAAAUAGUAGUGGAAAAGGUGCAAGUACCUGCAGUAGUAGAAGCAACAUGAGUAGCAACAGUAGUAGUGAAGAAGCCUUAGAUGCUGUGCUCAAUCAUGAAGAAGAAGCAGCAUACGCGCGCAAUGACAUGAACGAGACAACAAGCACCAAUAAGUGCCAUCAUCGGUCUACACCAACCAAGAACACCAAAUAUCGUGGUGGUGGUGGUGGUGGUGGUGGCGGUGGUGAUCAAGGCUCUUCGUUGAACAAACGUUCUGUGCACAACCGAGCCAAAUCAUCAUCAUCCCUCUAUGAUGAUCCUUAUCAAUGUUUGAAACAUUUCAAAGUCAUUCAAUACAACCAUGCUGCAUGCGACAUGUUAGGCUAUCAAUCCGAUCCUGUCAGUACGAAUAAUAAUAAUACUAAUAACAACAACUCCAAGUCGCCAAUCACUACUGGUGGUAAUAGUAGUAGCAACAGUGGAGAGAAUCCAUCUGGUGUCACGGAAUCUCUGACUCUUGCAGAUUUGAUAUUGAAUCCCAAUGAACAUUCGAGUGAAGAGUUGAAAUCAGCAGUGUUGGGAGGUAAUGAUGCAACCAUUCAUGAAUUACAACUCAAAUCCAUGACCAAAUUGAGAAAUAUACUAUUUGAUAUUAUGGAUGGCAGUCCACACUCUUCCUCACCCUCCGUUUCAUCACAAUCAGAUGUCAUUGAACAAGAUGAAUCUAUGACUAUGACCACUACUGGUAGCAGUAGCAGUGUAUUCAGUGGUGGUGGUGGUCAUGGUAACAAUUCUCAAAGAAAUAGAACCUACUCGACAGCCUCCUUAAAUACCACCACCAGUUCUACUACGACUUCGACUACAACCAAUACAAACCCAAAUACUACCACAACACAUACUAGGGGUGAACCAACUGCUACCACCAACACUACUACUACAACUGCUACGACUACUACUACAACCACUCUUCAUCACUCCUCCACUUCUUCUCAAUACUCUCAUGAUCGAAUCAUUCCUCUCUUCAUUUUAGGAAAGAAUGGAAGUAUCAUGACAUGUUCAUUGAGUGUUUCGAGAAUUGUCUUGUAUGAUACUUCCAAUGCUCUAUCAUCCUCUCCUCACAAAUCAUCUCAAAGUAAUAAUAAUUCUCUCACUGAACAAGUCUAUCCAGUCUAUUACAAUAUGAUUCUUCAUGACUUGACACAAAAAUACAAAUUAUUAGAUGAAUUGAAUAUUGAAAAGGAAAAGGCUGUUCAAGCCAAUAAUGCUAAAAGUCAAUUCUUGGCUCAAAUGUCUCACGAAUUGAGAACACCAUUACAUGGUAUUAUUGGUUUGACUGAUGUCUUGUUACAAUCUCCAACCAUUGCUCCACCACCAUUAUCCUCUUCUUCUUCUUCUACUAAUACUAUGAAUUCUAACAAUAAUAAUAUCAAUAAUAAUAUCAAUAAUAAUAACAAUACGACAACGACGACGACGACUCCCCUCAUCAAUCAUUCUGCAUCCACUCCUAACAUGACAACAAGUACAAACAAUAAUGGAAUGUCAUUCAUUUCACCUCCAGGUACAUCCAUUGUGAUUCAACCUUCAUGCGUACAGACUUCUUCCACUCAGCUGAGCACCACAUCCAUGAACAUCAUGACUGGUGUGAAUGAUGGUAACACCUUGACCACCACCCCUUCCACUACCACCACCACUACCACGAACACAGCCGAGAAAUCCUUAAUACCCUCUCGAUCAUCGACUUCCAAGUUACCCUCUCCUCAUACAACCACCAUCACUACUGCUACUACUACUGCUACUACUACUACUUCACCACCUUCAACUACUUUGAAUGGUACUACGACUGCGACUAGUACUACUUCUAUGAAUACUUUGACUUGUUCCAAUAAUGGAUCUUUGAUCGUCUCGAAAAAAUCAUCGUCUCUCUCGCCCAUUGAAUACUAUUACAAUCAACAAGCACAACAACAACAACAGUAUACUCAAUUUAUUAAUACCAUUCAAACGAUCAAGUAUAGUGGUAAUAUUCUUCUUGGUUUGAUCAAUGAUUUAUUAGAUAUUUGUAAAAUUGAAUCCUCUAAAAUUCAAUUAGAAUGUAAAACAUUUAAUUUGAGAAGAGCAUUGAAACAAAUUCAUUGUGGUAUCUUCCAACACCAAGCUCAACAAAAGAAUUUAAAUUUCACCAUUGAUAUUAAUCCCAAUGUUCCAACGUAUGUGGUUGGUGAUGAGAAUCGAUUGGUACAAAUUUUAAUUAAUUUGGUGUAUAAUGCCAUCAAGUUUACAGAUCAGGGAAGUGUGUCAUUGAGUGUGGAGAAAGAGGAAAGUUUGAAGACUCUUCAGGAAGGAAACACUUUGGCGCCUGAGAAUGAUGUGAGCAUGAUGAAUUCUGGUACUGUUACAACUUCUACGACGACGACGACUACUGGUACAACCAAUAAUACUUUUACUACCACCACAAACGGUACCAGUGGUAGUAUGGUUAGUCCAGAAACGACAACACUUUCUACAGAGAAUAUCGAAAUUUCGAGUAGUGAACAACAACACUCCAUGAGCAAUGCAUCUCCCAACGUUCAAGAAUCUUCUCAAAAUGUGCCUCAAUCAUGCACUUUGCAAGCACUGGGUUCAUCCAACACUCCACAAUACUAUACGAUCAAAUUCAAAGUAACCGACACUGGAAUUGGUAUCUCACCCAAUGAUUUGUGCAAAUUGUUUAGACCAUUUUCACAACUGCAUUCAAGUAGUGGAAGCACUUCAUGUCCAGGCUCUACUCACAAAACUCUCAAGAUGAAAAAGGUCAAUGAAGGAACAGGGUUAGGACUCUACAUCUGCAAGCAAUUGGUAGAGUUGAUGGGAGGCGAAUUGAAUGUGAAAAGUGAAGAAGGAAAGGGAUCAUGCUUUUAUUUCAGCGUCAAGUUAGGAAUUGAUGAAAGUUCCAAUACACCGAAAGACCUUACUUUGCAGCAACAUUCAUCGGUGCAUUUAACCUCCACUCCAGAGCACAUGGUUGAAGCUCCAUCGUCACCCAUGUCCACUAACGACGUUUUGAACAUUCCUCAACUCUCGAAAGAUGUUCUAUCCAAACUUAAUAUUUUGAUUGUGGAGGAUAACUCUAUUAACAGAAUCGUACUGAUCAACAUGUUGAAAAAGUUGGGAUGUCAAAACAUUGACACUGCUAAAGAUGGAGUUGAAGGAUGUGAGUUGUAUACAUUGUCAACCUCACAGAAAGAUAAUACUGGUUCAUCUAAAUAUUAUGAUAUUGCUUUUAUUGACAUCUAUAUGCCUAGAAUGAAUGGAUAUGGUGUGGUUCAGCAUAUAUUAGAAUCUGAAUCAAAAGAAGCUGCCUCUAAAACUACCUCUCUAGUUAGAUCACCACAGGUACAACCAGAAGAACAACCACACCGACAUCAUACCAUUUUAGUGGCUCUUACAGCAAACGGGUUUGAAGAAACAAGAAAUCAUUGUCUUUCCAAUGGUUUUGACGUUUUCAUGAGCAAACCUUUCUCAAUGAGUGAAUUUUCGCAAUGUUUGGCUGAAUGUGUAAGGCUCAUAGAGAAAUACAAUGGUUAG
Naegleria lovaniensis is the source of this 5001-nucleotide messenger RNA. RefSeq lists its product as uncharacterized. The record is from RefSeq and is a predicted model, not a curated record. Bases 1 to 5001 code for a protein of 1666 amino acids. The transcript has a single exon. Gene Ontology annotation, biological process: phosphorelay signal transduction system; protein autophosphorylation. Gene Ontology annotation, molecular function: phosphorelay sensor kinase activity; histidine phosphotransfer kinase activity. Lineage: Eukaryota; Heterolobosea; Eutetramitea; Acrasida; Naegleriidae.